Condylostylus longicornis is the source of this 634-nucleotide messenger RNA. RefSeq lists its product as uncharacterized. NCBI's taxonomy places the organism in Eukaryota, Metazoa, Arthropoda, Insecta, Diptera, Dolichopodidae. The transcript is spliced from 3 exons. Bases 113 to 634 code for a protein of 173 amino acids. The record is from RefSeq and is a predicted model, not a curated record.
CUUUAGCGUUUGUCAAGAAAACUUCAGUGUUAUUAGUAACAAAUUAAUUAGUAAUCAAUAAAUUUGAAAAUUCUGCUUAAAAUAUUCAAUAUAUUAAAAAAAUAAAAAAAAAAUGAAAUUUUUAAGUUUUAUGUUAUUUGUUAUUUGUCUUACAUAUGUUAUAAGUGCAAAACCGUUACCAGACGAAGAAAAUUCUGCUGAAAACGUUGCUCCAGCAGAAGAAGCUCCAAAAUCUGAAGAAACCGAAUCUGAACCAGAUAAAAUCGAAACUCCUAGCAAACCCGAACCUAAAGUUGAAAAAGUGAAAGAAAAAGUGAAAGAAAAAGCUCCCGCUGUAGCAAAAUCUAAUAAUGUAAUUGAAAGAUUAGCAGCACCAAGUUCUAAUCCGGCUCAGAUGGAAAUCAAAUCAUGGGGGCCAAAAGAUUAUGAAUAUUCAUUCAAAACAGAUAAUCAAAGACAGGCUAAAACUAUUCAUAUUGAAGAUAAACCAGAGGAUAAAGAAAAUCCAUAUGAUGUUUCAGACACAGGCUCAUUCAGUCUAUCAAAUAAUGAGCAUGGUUAUGAAUAUAAUGUAGAAUAUACCGCAGGUAGUGAUGGAUACAGACCGAAAGUAUCAUUCAGCUUUCAUUCCUAA